This is a messenger RNA of Enhydra lutris kenyoni (northern sea otter), 1023 nucleotides long. Its product is annotated as BCL2 like 10. The coding region runs from base 16 to 633 and encodes 205 amino acids. Gene Ontology annotation, biological process: extrinsic apoptotic signaling pathway in absence of ligand; regulation of apoptotic process; intrinsic apoptotic signaling pathway in response to DNA damage. The record is from RefSeq and is a predicted model, not a curated record. Lineage: Eukaryota; Metazoa; Chordata; Mammalia; Carnivora; Mustelidae. Gene Ontology annotation, cellular component: mitochondrial outer membrane. The transcript is spliced from 4 exons. Gene Ontology annotation, molecular function: protein heterodimerization activity; protein homodimerization activity.
GGGAGAGGUCGGGCCAUGGCGGACGCGUUGAGGGAGCGCACGGCGCAGCUGCUGACCGACUACCUGGAGUACUGUGCCCGCGGCCCUGGCACCCCCGCGCGGUCGCCGUCUACGCGCGAGGCCGCGGUGCUGCGCUCGGUGGCCGCCGACGUGCGGCAGCGUCACGAGCGCUUCUUGUCGGAUUACCGCGGCUACCGCGGCAACCGCGUCGAGCUGGUGGCUCAGGUGGAGCGGGAGAUACUCGCCCACCCCCAAGCACUAAGCUGGGGCCGUGUGGUGGCGCUCUUGACCUUCGCGGGAACGCUGCUGGAGCGCCCGCCGUCGGGGGCCUGCUCGAACUUGGGGCCGGACCAGGAACUGGAGCUGGGGGAGUGGGAGGCCAGCGUUCGCCAGGACUGCCGGCGCCUGGUGGACUUCCUCUGCCGUCGGCUCACAGGGCAGCACCGCGCCUGGCUGGAGGCGCACGGCGGCUGGGAUGGCUUUUGUCUCUUCUUCACACCUGUGCUGCUGUCUUCCUGGAAAAGACUGCUGGUCCAAGCUCUUCUGUCAUGCUUUACGGCAGUGAUCUUAAUCUACUUCUGGAAAAGAUUACCGACACCGUUUGGAAGAUUGGUUACAUUACCAAGGCUUUGACUGGAAUGUCUUACUUGAGAGAGAAAUGCAUCACCUCAGAUAUGACCAGACCGCUUUAAGGAAUUAAGGUUGACCUUACAGAGCCAAGGGAGCCUCUUGGAACUGUCGGCCUGAUUCCUUGCUUACAGAGAUCCCAGCGACCUUACCAGAAACGUGGAAGCAGUUCCUGACUCCUUCACCGAGCCAGAACAUGAUCCUUAGUACUCAGAACAAGUCCACCCCCACGCGCCAUCUGGACUCUGCAGCAGUGGCCCUCCGUAGGGAUGAUUUUCGUCCCAUAGGUAGGGAUAGCUCUACAACCCCAUUCACAUGAAGUUACAGAAGAUGAGCCCUCCCUCCUUCAGCAGCCUUAAAGAUCUGAGGACCAAAAAAUAGCCAGAUGGGAAAUGA